This is a messenger RNA of Corylus avellana, 5016 nucleotides long. RefSeq names its product RNA helicase family protein. Gene Ontology annotation, cellular component: intracellular anatomical structure. Gene Ontology annotation, molecular function: ATP binding; RNA binding; helicase activity. NCBI's taxonomy places the organism in Eukaryota, Viridiplantae, Streptophyta, Magnoliopsida, Fagales, Betulaceae. The record is from RefSeq and is a predicted model, not a curated record.
ACUGUGUGAGAAGGCAAAGCGAAAUGGCUCCGAAGAAGAAGAAGCAGAGCAAUAGCAAUAAGCCGAAUUCGAAUUCGAAUUCUUCAUCGAGAGCCAAACCACAACCUUCGUCGUCUUCUUCGUCGUCCGGUCCGAGGCUCCAGAUUUCGGCCGAGAAUGAGAGCCGGCUCCGCCGCCUCUUGGUCAAUAACUCGGCCCGGUCCGCUCCGGCGCCGGUUGACGAUACUCUCUCCAGGGCUCAGAAGGCCAAGAAGCUCAAGGCCGUCUACGAGAACCUUUCCUGCGAAGGGUUCACCAAUGAUCAGAUUGAACUUGCUCUCUCCGCUCUCAAGGAGGGUGCCACAUUUGAGGCUGCUCUUGAUUGGUUAUGCUUGAAUUUGCCGGGUAAUGAGCUUCCGUUAAAGUUUGCUAGUGGGAAUUCUCUGCACACACGUGGAGGUUCUGUUGGUGUCAUAUUGAAUUCACGGGAAGAUUGGACGCCUUCGGUGGAUCCGUCAACUGAGAUUAAGGAGGAAGCCCCGGAAUUUUCUGUUAAGAUCAAGGGGCAGUGGGAUGAUGAUACUCUGGACUUACACCAACCUUCUCAAGCAGAUUGGAUCAGGCAAUAUAUGGAACAACAAGAAGAGGAUGAAUCUAAAACUUGGGAAGAUGAUGUGGUUGACAAGGGUUCCCUUGAGGAGGUCUCUGGACCUAGGUCUUAUGAUAUUAUUGCAAAAGAGUACCAUGCUGCACGGUUGGAAGCAAUGAAAGCCAAGGAAAAAAGGGAUAAGAAAAGCCAGGAGCAGGCAGGCAAUAUUAUCCGCAAACUCAAGCAAGAAUUGUCUGCUCUAGGACUAUCAGAUAACAUUUUGGCAUCAGAAUUUGAAAAUGAACGAGAUUCUGGUUCUGCAUCUGGGAACGUGAUUUCUAGUUCUACGGCUUUCGAGCACUGUGAGGUAAAACAAUUAUGCAAUGUUGAAGGUGGUUUGGCCUUUGUUAUGGAAGCAGAUGAAUCAGCAGUUGAUGGAAAUGAUAUGGAUUGCUGUAGCUCAAAGGAGUUUCCAAUCAAAUCUUCUCCUAGUUCACCUAUUCAAGAAAAACAUGCUGCAAAGGAAGAGUCAGAAGAGGUAGAGCUUGGAGGUUUCUUUUCCGAAGAUGCCCCAUCUAAUGAUGGUUUACCUCCUGAAGUUUUGAAACUACAGAAGCAGGAAAAGAUGAGAAAAUUAAAUAAUGAAAAGAAUUUGGAAAAGUUAGAUGGCAUCUGGAAGAAGGGGGACCCACAAAAAAUUCCCAAGGCUGUUCUUCAUCAAUUAUGUCAAAGGUCAGGGUGGGAAGCACCAAAAUUUAAUAAAGUGAUGGGUCAAAGAAGUAGUUUCUCUUAUGCUGUCAGUGUCUUGCGUAGAUCCAGUGGGAGGGGUAAGAGCAGAAAAGCUGGGGGGCUAAUCACCCUUCAGCUUCCAGAUCAGGAUGAAACUUUUGAAUCUGCUGAGGAUGCGCAGAAUAGAGUGGCAGCAUUUGCUCUUUGUCACCUGUUUCCUGAUCUCCCUGUUCACUUAGUAACUACGGAGCCCUACGCAUCACUUGUUAUGCAGUGGAAGGAAGGGGAAUCGUCGGCCAACAUGGAAGACAAUGAGGAUGAUCGGAGGGCUGGUUUUGUGGAUUCAUUAUUGAGUGCUGACCAUUCUAGUUUAGGUGCUUCUGAUGAUGUUAUGGAUUGUUCUCUACCAGAACAAUUCCAGAAGCUCCAUGUUCAAGGGAAUAAAAAUUCAACUCUUGUGGGUUUUGACUCAUUAGUUGACAGAGUAGAACAAAGGAAAGAAGUGGAGAGUGCAUAUCUGAAUCAGGAACACGAGAAUAAAAUGAAAAUGAAGAGAUACAAGGACAUGUUGAAAAUUAGAGCUGCACUUCCUAUUGCUACGUUGAAGGGUGAUAUAUUGCAACUGCUGAAGGAGAAUAAUGUUCUUGUAGUUUGUGGGGAAACAGGCUCUGGGAAGACAACUCAGGUUCCGCAAUUUCUGUUGGAUGAUAUGAUUGAAUCCGGAUGUGGUGGAUGGUGUAACAUCAUAUGCACACAACCUAGGAGAAUAGCGGCUAUUUCUGUGGCUGAGAGAGUUGCUGAUGAGCGCUGUGAACCAUCACCAGGUUCAGAUGGUUCUUUGGUUGGAUAUCAAGUCCGUCUUGAUAGCGCAAGGAAUGAAAAAACAAAACUCCUCCUUUGUACCACAGGCAUACUUCUGAGAAAAUUUGCGGGGGACAAAAACCUGACUGGUGUCACUCAUGUCAUAGUUGAUGAAGUUCAUGAACGGUCUCUGUUGGGUGAUUUUCUCCUCAUUGUUUUGAAAAAUCUGAUAGAGAAGCAAUCUGCUCAUGGCACACCAAAACUGAAAGUCAUUCUUAUGUCUGCAACUGUAGAUUCCAAUUUGUUUUCAAGAUACUUUGGUGACUGCCCUGUAAUUACUGCUGAAGGCAGAACCCAUCCUGUGACAACUUACUUUCUUGAGGAUAUAUAUGAAAGUAUAAAUUAUCACCUUCCUUCAGAUUCUCCAGCCUCUAUAAGAAACGAAACAUCCACUAAGCAGAGGUUCCAGAGUGGUUCUGUAAGUAACCGCAGGGGUCAAAAGAAUCUUGUCUCAUCUGGAUGGGGUGAUGAGUCUCUACUGUCAGAAGACUCUAUUAAUCCGUAUUAUUUCCCAAGCAAUUAUCAAUCAUACAGUGAACAAACUCGACAAAAUUUGAAAGGAUUGAAUGAAGAUGUCAUUGAUUAUGAUCUUCUUGAGGACUUGGUCUGUCAUGUUGAUGAAACUUGUGAGGAGGGUGCCAUACUUGUAUUCUUGCCUGGGGUGUCUGAAAUUUACAUGUUACUUGACAAGCUAACUGCUUCUUACCGAUUUGGUGGACCAUCUUCUGAUUGGAUUCUUCCUUUACAUUCAUCCGUUGCAUCAAUUGAUCAGAAAAAAGCGUUUUUACGUCCUCCUGAAAACAUACGCAAGGUCAUUAUAGCCACAAACAUUGCAGAAACCAGCAUAACGAUAGAUGAUGUGGUAUAUGUCAUCGACUGUGGAAAGCAUAAGGAGAAUCGUUAUAACCCUCAGAAGAAAUUGUCUAGCAUGGUUGAAGAUUGGAUAUCUCAAGCAAAUGCAAGGCAAAGGCGAGGAAGGGCUGGACGUGUAAAACCUGGAAUUUGCUUUUGCUUGUACACAUGUUAUAGAUUUGAGAAAUGCAUGCGGCCUUUUCAGGUUCCUGAGAUGCUUCGGAUGCCAUUAGUUGAAUUGUGUUUACAAAUUAAGUUACUUUCUCUGGGUUAUGUAAAGCCUUUUUUAUCCAUGGCUUUAGAACCUCCUAGGGAGGAGGCUAUAACCUCAGCACUUUCAUUAUUAUAUGAGGUUGGGGCACUUGAAGGUAAUGAAGAGUUGACACCUCUUGGGCAUCAUUUGGCGAAACUUCCUGUUGAUGUAUUGAUUGGAAAGAUGAUGCUGUAUGGUGCAAUAUUUGGUUGCUUGUCACCCAUUCUCUCCAUUUCAGCAUUUUUGAGCUAUAAAUCUCCAUUUGUGUAUCCAAAAGAUGAGAGGCAAAAUGUUGAAAGAGCAAAAUUAGCACUUUUGAAUGAUAAGAUUGAUGGUCCUAGUGAUUCAGAUGAUGGUGACAAGCAAUCUGAUCACCUGUUAAUGAUGACUGCAUACAGGAAAUGGGAGAAGAUUCUACGUGAGAAAGGACUUAAAGCUGCUCAACAUUUUUGCAAUUCAUAUUUUUUAAGCAGUUCGGUGAUGCACAUGAUAAGAGACAUGAGAAUACAGUUUGGGUCAUUGCUAGCUGACAUUGGUCUCAUCAACCUUGCAAAAAAAUAUCAGAUCCAUGGGAAAAGGAAAGAAGACAUUGACAGUUGGUUUUCUGAUUCAUCACAACCGUUCAAUAAGUAUUCAUGUCAUUCAUCAGUUGUAAAGGCUAUACUAUGUGCAGGUUUAUACCCUAAUGUGGCAGCCACUGAACAAGGCAUUACUGGUGUUGCUCUUGCGAACCUUAAACAGUCUGUUGGUCCUGCAACACUGGGCCGUCCUGUUUGGUAUGAUGGAAGAAGAGAAGUUCACAUACACCCUUCUUCUAUCAACAGUAGUUUGAAAGCAUUUCAGUACCCCUUCCUUGUUUUCCUUGAAAAGGUCGAAACCAACAAAAUUUUUCUUCGAGAUACCUCUGUCAUCUCUCCUUACUCAAUUUUGCUAUUUGGUGGCUCCAUUCACAUUCAACACCAGACUGGACUGGUCACAAUAGAUGGAUGGUUAAAACUGACAGCAGCAGCCCAAAUUGCUGUCCUGUUCAAGGAACUGCGAUUAACUCUUCAUUCAAUUUUGAAGGAGCUAAUCAGAAAGCCAGAGAAUGCAUCUAUUGUUGAUAACGAGGUUGUCAGGUCUAUGAUCCAAUUGUUGUUAGAAGAAGACAAACCACUAAAGUAAUUUGGAGCAUCAAGGUUGGCAAGCACGUCUUUUCUUCAAAUUAUAGCCGGUCCAAAGAUACCAGACAUUUAGGAUUAGUCCUUGCAGUUCACGAUUUUACAAUUCAUUCUAGCUAGAUUCAUGCAAGUAGCUCACUUUUCCUCUACCUAAGAUGGUGUGAGCCCUUCAGCACUGCAUUGUUAUUUGUUGUUGUCUUCAAAACUGCACAUGCCCUCGACCAUUGUUUUAGAGAUGAAGGUGUAUUGUGUAACUAGUUUCAUCUAUUCAAUUCUGAGAAUAACUGACAGGCCUUGGGGGUUCAUAUACUCAGAUUACUAGUUUCAUCUACUCUGACGAAGGUUCAUGAAAAGAGAACAAGAAUCAGAUCAUUAAUGUACUACAAUGUGGAAUAAAUAAUGUACUCAAUAUGGUUGAUUAGUCAAAUAACUGCUCCUGGUUUGACUUGGGUUUUGUUCUUAUAAGUAGAGAAAUUCCUUUUAUCCUUGCAAGUUGUAUUGACUAGUAGUAAAAACUUACAUCCUGGGAACUCUGUACACUGUAUUUCAGUUGAUUUCAUAAUGCAAAGAGGAUGAGAAUGAUAAUGCAGUGA